UGAGUUUCACACAAAUUCAGUCUAAAUGAAAACCUCUUAGUGACAAGACAACAUUUAAACAUCAAAAUUGUUGAAAAACUACACUUUAAAAUUCAUCUUUUGGAACUCGAAUCACUUUAAAUUUGCCAUGGAUGACUUUGAUUUCAGUACCCCACCACCGGAGGCACGAACAAUUCACACCCACACGCUGAGUGAAGAGCAGCAGAAAGACUGUGAGGCGGCCUUCGCCCUUUUCGACGACGAAAAUGCCAAGGUCAUUCCGAUCAAGUUACUGAGGGAUUGCCUGCGAGCCGUGGCCCACACGCCGCCGGAAAACGAGAUACAGGAUUACAUCACAGAAAUAGAUACGGAUGGAUCUGGGGAGCUGUAUCUCAGCGAUUUCCUAUACAUCAUGUCCAAGCGGUACGAGAAUUCCACUGUCGAGGAUGAGGUUAUUCUGGCAUUCAAAGUCUUCGACAAAGAUGGAUCUGGCUUUAUCCACGAGAACGAGUUCCGUCAGAUAAUGACGGACUAUGGCGAUGAAAUGGAGGAGGAUGAGAUCGAGGAAAUGAUACGGGAUGCCGAUGCCAACACGGAACUCAAAAUCGACUACGUUCGCUUUGUGAACAUGAUGAUGGAGACGUAACAAUCUCUUGGCAAAUUCAACGAUAAGAUCUUAUGCAUGGAUUUAAAAAACGAACCUUAUGGCAUGGUUUAAUCAAUUCGGAUGAUAUUUAUGAUCGUCUACUAUUCUUGGGCCGAAAUAUACUUGGAUCUAAAAUAACAAUUCAUACUAUUCUUUAUAGCGUAGUGCAAAAAAUAAAUAAAUAAUAACAACAGUA
Molecule: messenger RNA, 821 nt
Organism: Drosophila teissieri
Lineage: Eukaryota; Metazoa; Arthropoda; Insecta; Diptera; Drosophilidae
Product: calmodulin
Exons: 2
Coding region: 128-625 (165 amino acids)
Cellular component (GO): myosin II complex
Molecular function (GO): calcium ion binding
Source: RefSeq, a predicted model, not a curated record